AGAAUUAAUUUAAGAUAAGUAUAAUACAAUUAAAGGAUACAUUCAAAAGAUAUAUUUGAAGAUAAAUCAUAAAAAUGUCUCAAAAAAAGAAAAAGAGACUCUCAUUGCACGACACGGAAGCCAUAAUGGCAACCAAUGGUACUAUUGUUCAGAAGUUGUUUGAUGGCAGUAGUAUUGAGACGACCGCCAGAAUAUCUGAAGGAAAUAUCUCUAUUGUAGGUCUUAAGAGAAGAGUUGGUCUCAUCAGUGGAACAGCUCUUAUUGUGGGCACAAUGAUUGGAAGCGGUAUAUUUGUGUCACCGAAAGGUGUACUUGAAAGAUCUGGAUCAGUUGGUCUCAGUCUUCUAGUAUGGACCGGAUCUGGUCUCAUAUCUUUAUUAGGUGCCCUGUGUUACGCAGAAUUAGGAACACUGAUAACUAAAUCCGGUGCCGAAUAUUCAUAUAUAUUGGAGUCGUUUGGAGGCCUUUUGGCAUUUCUUUUCUCAUGGAUCUCAGUAUUUGUGUUAAAGCCGGCGAUGUUAGCCAUCAUAUGUAUGACAUUAAGCGAGUAUAUCGUUCAGCCAUUCUUUCCCGAUUGUGCUCCCGAUUCGUCGGCCGUCAAACUCAUUACCAUAUUUUUUAUCGUUACCAUAACAUUUGUCAACUGCUAUAGUGUUAAUUUAGCCACUAGUACUCAAAAUGUCUUCACGGCUGCCAAACUCUUGGCCAUUAUCAUCAUUGUCAUCGGCGGUAUUGUUAAGUUAUGUCAAGGCAAUACAGGUCUUAUCACUAAAGGUUUUCAGGGAUCAAAAUUCAAGUUUUCCGACAUUGCGACCGCUUUUUAUAGUGGUCUUUGGGCUUAUGACGGCUGGAAUAAUCUGAAUUACGUUACUGAAGAAUUGAUUGAUCCCUAUCGGAACCUCCCGCUGGCCAUUAUAUGUGGUAUUCCUAUGGUUACAAUUUGCUAUGUUCUCGUCAAUAUCUCAUAUAUGACUGUUAUGACAACUGAUGAAAUACUGGCAUCAGAUGCUGUCGCUGUGACAUGGGGUAGUCAUGUGCUGGGAGUGGCGGCCAUAAUAAUGCCCAUAUCUGUAGCACUGUCAUCAUUUGGUGCCGGAAAUGGAUCAUGUUUUACAAGUGGAAGGUUGGCAUUUGUUGCGGCCCGAGAGGGACACCUAAUAGAUGUGUUGUCAUACAUUGAUAUGGAUCGAUACACUCCAUCGACAGCUCUUAUAUUUAAUGCAUUCCUUUCAAUAUUAAUGGUGAUUCCGGGAAAUAUUGAAAGUUUAAUUGACUUUUUUAGUUUUACUGCCUGGCUAUUUUAUGGCGCUACCAUGAUGGCACUUAUUGUUUUGAGAUAUAAGAGUCCAUAUAAAGAUAAAUCUAGACCAUAUAGAGUACAUCUGAGUGUACCGAUCGUUGUAUUGUUAAUAUCGAUAUAUCUGGUAAUCGCACCGAUAGCAGAACAGCCACAGAUUGAGUAUCUUUACGCCACUUUGUAUAUCGUUUCGGGGAUACUAUUCUACAUACCGUUUGUUGUCUAUAAGAUUAGAUUUCCUAAUCUAAUAAAUGGUAUAACAAAGGUAUGUCAGCUAUUGUUAAAAGUGGUUCCCUGUGAAUAUGGACCCGAUCCGUGUAAUUGA
Messenger RNA from Oppia nitens, 1622 nucleotides. RefSeq names its product b(0,+)-type amino acid transporter 1-like (gene sbm). The transcript has 14 exons. NCBI's taxonomy places the organism in Eukaryota, Metazoa, Arthropoda, Arachnida, Sarcoptiformes, Oppiidae. Gene Ontology annotation, cellular component: membrane. Bases 75 to 1622 code for a protein of 515 amino acids. Gene Ontology annotation, biological process: amino acid transmembrane transport. Gene Ontology annotation, molecular function: L-amino acid transmembrane transporter activity. The record is from RefSeq and is a predicted model, not a curated record.